CUGGAAGGUACUGCGCUCCCAGUAUUUGCAGUCACAAGAAAAGGCAACACAAGAUUUGGGUGUAAAACAGAAACAAGAACCAAACUUUGCUGCAAAGGAUUGGUGUGAUGAAGCAGAUGACUGGGGAGUCUGUGAUGGAGCAGAAUCUCCUGCAUGUGCCUCCCUUCAACUGCUUGGCUUAAAUGAAGCAGUGAGCAGCUCCUUAUCCAGGGAGGUGGAGUGUGCAUCCCAGUUCCAACAGCUUUGCUUGUGGGAAGCUGCGGACGGGUCAGGUUCCCUGAAUACACAUCCUGCAGCCAGCGAGGGAACGGUAAUGGUCACCUCUAGUUCAGCUCCUGUGUUCCAGCCCUUUUACAUUAGUGUUGUGGAUGAGGAAGACUACACUGGUUUCCUCGAUACAGAUCAUGCAGAUAAGCUGUUGAAGGAGUAUCAGCAGAGAGAGGGUGUUGAUUUGGAACAGUUGAUGUCAGAAAGUUUUGCAGGUGAAGGUGAUAAUGAAAAAUAUGAGAAGAGUGAAGUCAAAAGCAAGGAUCACACUUUCCAUAAAUUUAUGAAAAGAAUAUCUGCAUGUCAUGCACAGAUUCUAAGAUACUCUUGGGGUGGCCAGCCCUUAUUCAUAACGAGUCCUCCAGCCAACAUUGACAAAGAUAUUCCAUCCUGCAGUACCUGUGGAAGCAAGAGAGUAUUUGAAUUUCAACUCAUGCCAGCGCUGGUCAGCAUGCUUCAGAGUGACUCAGAUCUGUCAGUGGAAUUUGGAACUGUUAUAGUUUACACAUGUGAGAGAAGCUGUUGGCCAACAAAUCAUCAGACCCCACUUGAAGAAUUUAUUUUUGUACAAGAAGACCCAGAUCAGAAAUUAUUUAAAUAAAUUAUAUUUCUCUGCAGAGAUGGAAA
Antrostomus carolinensis (chuck-will's-widow) is the source of this 894-nucleotide messenger RNA. It is a transcript of the gene PDCD2L, whose product is annotated as programmed cell death 2 like. Gene Ontology annotation, biological process: apoptotic process. The record is from RefSeq and is a predicted model, not a curated record. Gene Ontology annotation, cellular component: cytoplasm. The annotation marks the transcript as partial. The transcript is spliced from 5 exons. Lineage: Eukaryota; Metazoa; Chordata; Aves; Caprimulgiformes; Caprimulgidae.